AUGCUUUCUAUUUUUAACUUGCAGGAAAUUGAAGGAGAUGAUGAAAAUGAACAUAAACCGUUUAUGAUACCAGAGUGCCAAAGUGAAAGUGAAGAUACCUGGAGUGAUAUUGAGACAAGAAACAGUGCAGUCAUACCAGAUUUGUUUGCCUCACAAAAGUAUAAACCACAUACAUCUCAACCAGGCACAAUCCCGAAAUCACCACGACCAAGCUGCCCCUAUCCUGGAGAAUCAGGAACCUUGUCCAAGAUUUUAUAUAAGCCAAAUGCCGGCCGAAUGCCUGAUUGCAGCCAGUGGAUCUGCCUGAAGCCAACACCUGCAGACAAUAGCAGUAACAACUCCUCUCAUUCCAAGCCAUGCAAACCACCAGAGGCCAGGUGCUCCACCUUUGACCCCAACCAAUUACCCUCAGGAUCACAGCCCCAACCUUAUCUCGACUAUCUGGGUGGCCAUGUUGCCCUCCCAGAAAUCCCUACCCAGUCCUCCCAUACUAAUAAAUAUCUCACUCACAUGUCAGACUCACACAGUAAUUCAGCCCACAGAGUGUAA
Acanthosepion pharaonis is the source of this 549-nucleotide messenger RNA. The record is from the annotation of a GenBank genome assembly. NCBI's taxonomy places the organism in Eukaryota, Metazoa, Mollusca, Cephalopoda, Sepiida, Sepiidae.